UAAUUUGCGACAGUUAUGGGCUCGUUUACGGCAGUUGUUCAUGUCAUGCGCAGUAAGGCAAAUCCUGCCCAGAGUUCACACCCGCUGGAAGAAGCGAUGCAUUUUGGACUGCCACCUGCAGAGACAGUGCAAGGAAGACUCUUAAAAGGGUUCUGUGUCACAGUGCUCCUGGGCGCGUUCAUGCUCCCGCUGCUGAGGACUGUGGGAUUGCGUGCGUUCUCCAUGGCAACCGAAGCGUAUUCGUCCGGUACCCACUCUGCGGCCUUCGUCACCUGCCCCAAUGAAACCGUGGCCAAAGACCUGGCCAGAGGGAUCGUGGAGAAGAAACUGGCAGCCUGUGUGAACAUAGUGCCCAAAAUCACCUCAGUAUAUGAAUGGCAAGGAAAGAUUGAAGAAGACAGUGAAGUCUUGCUGAUGAUUAAGACAAGGACUACAAAGAUCUCUGCUCUGGCUGAAUAUGUAAGGUCUAAUCAUCCAUACGAAGUGGCCGAGGUCAUUAGCUUGCCCAUUGAUCAGGGUAACCCGCCCUACCUGAAGUGGAUUGGAGACAUUGUGCCUGAAUAAAAGAGUACGAUCACAGACAGGACAAACAACAGUGCUCCAAAGGAUUGUGGGAAAUCACAAGAAAUCACAAAUAUGAUUAGAUUUUUGAUAUAUGUUCAGAUUUAGUGCAUUCCGCACUAAUAAUGUAAAGCUGUAACAUGAAAUAAUUUCAGUAGCACUUGAAUAAAAUGAUGUUUUCAAAA
Molecule: messenger RNA, 746 nt
Organism: Silurus meridionalis
Lineage: Eukaryota; Metazoa; Chordata; Actinopteri; Siluriformes; Siluridae
Product: protein CutA homolog
Exons: 7
Coding region: 16-564 (182 amino acids)
Biological process (GO): response to metal ion
Molecular function (GO): copper ion binding
Source: RefSeq, a predicted model, not a curated record